ACGGUUCCCGCGGUGAGCGCCAGCUACGCGACCUUCGAGGCCACCAAGCGCCUGGGCAGAGGUUGGGCCCCGCUGGGGGGCGAGCAGCUGGGUCCGUGCGCGGCAAGCCUCUGGCUGAGCGAGCUGUGCGGCAGAGUUUGGCCCCAGUCCAGCGCCAACCGAUUUUCCAUGCAGUAG
Prorocentrum cordatum is the source of this 177-nucleotide messenger RNA. The record is from the annotation of a GenBank genome assembly. NCBI's taxonomy places the organism in Eukaryota, Dinophyceae, Prorocentrales, Prorocentraceae.